UUUCGCUUUUGCUUGGAGAGGGGGGCAAACCAGGGAGAAGGGACCGGGCCAUUGCAAUUUCUCGACACUUGGCGAGGGCAGGAGGCAGACGGAAGCUGCCAGAGGGGGGUGCUGCUGGACGCAUCAGCCACCAUGCCGAGCCAUCGUCGUCUGGCCCUCCACCUCGGCAUCACCUCAGCGACUUGAAACGAAAGACGAUUGAUUCUACACGACUACUUAUUGUGCCGCGAAAAUUCGAUCCGGAUCUCGACUUCAGGAAGAAAGAUGAAUACACCUGAAAAGCGCCGCAGCGGCGGCGGCGGCGGAGGUACGAACACAGCAAGCAGCGGUGCAGGAGGCAGCAACUCGGACAACUUGCCCGUGAUGCCUCCCCGCGCAGCCAUGGCCAGUACGAGCUCGACGGGCGGUGACGAUUCUCACAAUGCGGGGGGAACGCUCUUGGAGCGAAAACGCAAAGAAAAAGGGGGUCGAGACAAGGACGGCCAGCAGCAGCAGCAGCAUCGCCGCCAGCAACACUCCGAGGCCGCCGCCGCCGCCACCGCGACCGCGACCGCCCACGUGCUCCGCGAAAAGGACGAGCGGAUAGCCUACCUCGAGAAGGAAAUGGCCAUCAUGGAGCGCGAGUUCCACCAGGAGCUCGACAAGCUGAGCCAGGCGGAGAGCGAGACGGCGACGUUUUGGCAGGGCAAGCACAGCGCGCUCAACCAGCAGUUCCUCCGGACGGACACGGAGCUGCGGCUGCUGCGGGCCGAGGUGGACGUGCGCGAGGCGGAGCGCGAGGAGCUGCGGCAGGGCGUCGAGGUGCUCCGGCGCGAGCUGCAGGACAGGGACGACGAGAUCCGGCGGCUGAGGGGCCAGGUCCGGGGCCUCAAGGACUUUGUCAGCACCAGCACGCGGACCGACGACCAGACGAGCGACGAGGUCUUUGGCGACGGCAUGACCAAGCUGGGCAACGGGCUGCAGAACUGGGUCAUUACCAAUUUCCGCAAGGCAAAGCUGGACCUGUCCAAGGCCAGCGACGACACACUCGCAGAGCUCAGCCGGCUCGUGCCCAUGUACGAGGAGCUCGUCCACACGUCCAAAGUUCACCUCCUCCAGUCCAUCGUGUCGAGCAUCCUCGUCGACAUGGUCUUCAACGCCUACUACGUCGGCCUAUCCGAGCAGGAGACUCAGCACAUUCAACAAAUGGAGCGGCUCCUCUCCUCUCUCUGCUCCUCCACCGACGUCGUCAACCAAUGGCGCUCCUCCACCCUCGCCCUCCUACGCCGCGAGGCGCACCACCUCCACGACAACACAGACGCCUUUGCCGAGGCCGUCAUGGCCCGCAUCACUCACCUCCUCGAUAGCAUCAUCACUACUUCUCCCUCAACAUCCGCAAACUCCCAACAAACCACGGCCCGAGACUCAGCCCUCCGCGUGCUCGUCAAGAACUCGAUUGAGCUCGCGCGCCUGCUCGUCGUGCAAAAGGCCCGGCUGCGGGUCUACAUGCCCUCCAUCCUGCCGCACCAGCAGGUCCUCUUUGAGCCCGACACCAUGGAGGACAUGGGCGGGGAGGAGGACGAGGACGAUAACCUGGCCAGCCGCGAGAUCGGUUGCGUCGUUUUCCCGGGCGUCAUCAAGCACGGAGACGAGAACGGGGGCCACAUGCAGUACCGCAACGUCAUUGUCAAGGCGAGGGUCCUGUGUAGCCCGGAAGAGUAG
This is a messenger RNA of Trichoderma reesei QM6a, 1701 nucleotides long. RefSeq lists its product as uncharacterized. The coding region runs from base 265 to 1701 and encodes 478 amino acids. The record is from RefSeq and is a predicted model, not a curated record. The transcript has 6 exons. NCBI's taxonomy places the organism in Eukaryota, Fungi, Ascomycota, Sordariomycetes, Hypocreales, Hypocreaceae.